AUGUAUGCUACCCGUCCCGUUCUUUCUUGCACGGUAUGCAUGGCUAAGUAUAAGCAGAACCCGACAACGUCCCAUCAUCGAAAGGGCGAUGGCACCUCUUUCAAUCUGAGCAUAACCGGGCUCCGUGGACGCAAAAUCAAACGGCCCCGUCCCCAAAAGAGGACCCGCCUUGAUAAAAUCAAGGAAGAAUGGAGAAAGGAGUAUUUAGAAGAGCUCCGAGCCCAGCACUGGGUCGUUCCUGAUCACCCCGCUGAGGGAGAGGAUGAGGGGCCUGGCCAGGUGGUUGACCUUACCCCUGGUCAGGCUCUUCGCAAAGAAGAGCUUCUGUUGGACCUUGCCAGUCUGAAAGAGAUUAAGGACCAACACCUGGCGAGAAAAGAAGAGCUAGACGAGCAAAUCAGAGGCCUCCAAGAGAAGUUAGAGCAUGCGGAUGCGGCCUUCAAGAAUACCAGGAAAGAAAUUAGUGACAUAGUCAGAAAGGAAAAGAAGACCGAGGAGGCCUCCACCUCCGCCUCUGCCGCCACCGGCCCGCCCCCGUCCAAGAGGGCUAAGUUGUCGAAAUGGAAGAAAGAAUUCCUGCAGGAGGCCCUCCGAAAGCAGGUGUUGCUCCGCGAACUUGAGGAGAGGAAGGCCAUCAAGAACCGGCACCUGGAGGAGAAGAGGGGGCUGUCGCAGGAGAUCUCAGCGUUAGAGGAGGGGAUCCGCGGCCUCCAAGCGGACUUGGGAGGCCGCGGAUCAAGCCUUCCUCAAAGCCAAAGAAGACGUGGCUGA
Aspergillus lentulus is the source of this 771-nucleotide messenger RNA. RefSeq lists its product as uncharacterized. Lineage: Eukaryota; Fungi; Ascomycota; Eurotiomycetes; Eurotiales; Aspergillaceae. The record is from RefSeq and is a predicted model, not a curated record.